UUUUUCAUCUCUCUCUCUCCCACGAGACUUUAUUUUUUUUCCCUCUUCUCUUCUCUUCUCUCUCUCUCGUUCAUUGUACCUUCCUCCAUUUUUUCUCCAUCUUUCCUCUCUAAUCUUUUUAUCUUCUUUUUCUUCUUCCCUCCUUUUAACGAUUCCGUGGAGUCUGGAAUAUGAUCUUGUGGAAAUCUCUCAGUUGUUUCUCGUUCGUCUUCGGGUUGUUGUUGUACAGUGCUAGUUUCGUUUGUGCUGGAGACAUAGUUCACCACGACGAUUCGCUUCCGCAGAGACCUGGUUGCAACAACAAUUUCGUUCUGGUUUGAUUUUUGAUCUAUUUCACUUUGAUCUGUCGUUCUUACUCUUUCUCUUAUCUCCUUGUCCCUCUUGUCUAUCUCUUGGUGACUUUCAGGAAUUUGGAAUUUAGUUUAGGCUUUGGAUUGUAAUACUAGGGUUUAGUGGAAUGAGUCUGUUGAUUGCUUUCUCACUGUCCUCCUCCUUCUAUAUCUGUUGUUGCCAGCAGAUUGAGAAAUUGGGUUUUUACAGACUCUAGAGGAACUUUUGGAUUCCAGAUUUGAUGUCAUUCAGAAUAGAGGGAGAGUAGGUGAAAGUCCCAACUCGAGUCAAUGGGUCGGAGUACACGGAGUAUGUUGGUGUUGGUGCUAGGUUUGGCCCAACCUUGGAAUCUAAGGAGAAACAUGCUACCCUCAUCAAACUUGCUAUUGCUGACCCUCCUGAUUGUUGCAGCACUCCCAAAAAUAAGGUAAAGUUUCCUUUUUGGCUUGUCUCUCUUGUACUCAUCUUUCCUUCUUGUGUAAUUCCAGUUUCAUUAUCUUUUGGUAGCUUACAGGAGAGGUCAUUCUUGUUCAUCGUGGUAAAUGCAGUUUUACCACCAAAACUAAGGUUGCUGAAGCAGCUGGUGCCUCUGCCAUCCUUAUCAUAAACAACAGUACAGAUCUUUUCAAGAUGGUCUGCGAGAAGGGUGAAAACGUUUUAGAUAUUACUAUUCCUGUUGUUAUGCUACCUGUUGAUGCUGGUAGAAGUCUGGAGAACAUAGUCAAAAGUAACGCUAUAGUUACUCUGCAGCUCUACUCGCCGAAACGUCCAGCAGUUGAUGUGGCUGAGGUCUUUCUUUGGCUUAUGGCUGUCGGUACCAUUUUAUGUGCUUCUUAUUGGUCUGCGUGGACCGUCAGGGAAGAAGCUAUUGAGCAAGACAAGCUGCUAAAGGACGGAUCAGAUGAACUUUUGCAGUUAUCAACCACCAGCUCUAGAGGUGUUGUUGAGGUCACCGUGAUAUCAGCAAUUUUGUUUGUAGUGGUGGCUUCUUGUUUCCUGAUCAUGCUCUACAAGCUUAUGUCAUUCUGGUUUAUAGAGGUGUUGGUGGUACUCUUUUGCAUAGGUGGCGUAGAGGGGCUGCAAACUUGUUUGGUCUCUCUACUCUCAUGUUUCAGAUGGUUCCGCCGCUUUGGAGAAUCAUAUGUCAAAGUUCCUUUCCUGGGUGCUGUCUCAUACUUGACUCUGGCUAUUUGUCCCUUUUGCAUAGCAUUUGCUGUAUUUUGGGCGGUUAAACGUCAAUACUCUUAUGCUUGGAUAGGGCAAGAUAUACUUGGAAUCUCACUGAUAAUCACGGUUCUUCAAAUUGUCCGCGUACCAAAUCUUAAGGUCGGGUUUGUUCUUCUCAGCUGUGCCUUCAUGUAUGACAUCUUCUGGGUUUUUGUUUCAAAAUGGUGGUUCCGUGAAAGCGUGAUGAUUGUGGUAGCCCGUGGUGACAGAAGCGGAGAGGACGGAAUUCCAAUGCUACUAAAGAUCCCACGAAUGUUUGAUCCUUGGGGUGGCUACAGCAUAAUUGGAUUUGGUGACAUUAUCUUACCAGGACUGCUUGUAACUUUCGCACUGAGGUACGACUGGCUGGCGAACAAGAGGCUAAAGUCAGGGUACUUCCUUGGGACAAUGUCUGCUUAUGGUCUAGGUCUUCUCAUAACAUACAUAGCUCUAAACUUGAUGGACGGACAUGGGCAACCGGCUCUGCUUUACAUCGUCCCAUUCAUACUAGGUACUUUGUUCGUGUUGGGUCACAAGAGAGGUGACUUGAAGACGCUGUGGACAACAGGGGAACCCGACAGGCCAUGCCCUCACGUUCGUCUUCAACCUCAAUCGUCUUAAAACAACCUGCUAUGUAUCAGAUGGGAACAGAUAAAAAUCAGAUGAUCCUCUAGUUUUUUUUUAUUGUUAAUACAACACACCCCUUCUUAGGUCAAUAUAUAUGUCUCUGUACGCUUUCACACAACUAGACAGGAGAGCCCAUACCACAUUUGCCUUAAAUAACUCUUUUAACCUCUCUUGCUAGUUUCUCUCUAUUAUUAGACAUGAAACCAUGAAUAGACUUGGCUUCUUUUCCUGAGUCAUGAUGAUCAGAUUUUCUUCUAUAACAUACAUAUGUCCAACUAGUAUUUUACAGAUUACUAAUGUAAAAGGGUCACAAGUUUUUUAGAGGAAUUAUAUAUAGUAGC
Messenger RNA from Arabidopsis thaliana (thale cress), 2504 nucleotides. It is a transcript of the gene SPPL4, whose product is annotated as SIGNAL PEPTIDE PEPTIDASE-LIKE 4. Gene Ontology annotation, cellular component: endosome membrane; membrane; endosome. Gene Ontology annotation, molecular function: aspartic endopeptidase activity, intramembrane cleaving. NCBI's taxonomy places the organism in Eukaryota, Viridiplantae, Streptophyta, Magnoliopsida, Brassicales, Brassicaceae. Bases 961 to 2157 code for a protein of 398 amino acids. The record is from RefSeq and is marked reviewed. The transcript is spliced from 13 exons.